UUUUUUCGUUAGAAAAAAAAAGGCUUUUACAUAUUUUCAGUUCCUUUAUCUGAAACUAAUGACUUCAGAAGACAAUUAUAAAAUGCAUCGAAUUAUUAUUUAUUCAAUUGUUUUUAUUUUUGAAAUUCUCGGAUUGUUUGGAAAUAUCAAUUUGAUUGCCGUGAUUUUAAGAAAUAAAGUAUUGAGGUCCAAUUUUGGUCUCAUUAUGCUCUGCCUUGCAUUUUUCCACACUGUCUGUUUAUUUUUUGAGCUAAUCAAUAUGGGAUUUGGAAUUCUUGCCACAUUCUACUCAUAUCGAAUAUUUCGAAGUAUCUGCUUCCACACCACAUUUCCAGUAAUUCUGGCACAUUGUCUACAAACUGGAACUAUUUGCAUUUUAUCACUUGAUCUAUUUUUGGCAAUAGUUAUUCCAUUCAAAUAUCGACAUUUUCGAAUGAGUUUUUACCUGCCAAUGUUACUUUUUCUGCCGCUUGCUUAUGCAGUGGGGAUAGUUGUGGCAGCGAAAAUAUUAUUGGACGACGCGGAAAUAUCGAUGUGUAAUCCUCCCUCUUCAAUGGUUCCGUCAGUUCGACAACGUUGGUACGAGAUUAUGCUUAUAUUUUCAUUCCUUACAGUUAUUCUCUAUUCGGGUGCAUUUGGUUUAUUAUCGGUGAAGAUGCGUCGAAACUCAUCAGACAUCCGUCUAAUCGAGAAGAAAGCUCUUCGAACAUUAAAAGUUCUAAUUGUAAUCUUCCUUUUUACUCGAUUCUUCUCAACUGGCCUUGCAACAUUAGUAACAAGUCUCGGAAUAGACCCGGAAUAUUCUGCACUUGUUCAUAAUUAUAAUGUGAUUCCAGCAAUGGCUGCAUAUUCACAAAAUACGUAUGUAUGUUUCUUCCGUAGUGAGGAAUAUCGUAGAUUGCUCACGGAGCAGUUUUCAAUUUAUUUUCCAUGUAUGAAGAUUGUACUUCCAGUCAAGAUAACGGAGAGGAGUACCAGUAUUAAAAGAGGCCCAACUAUUGUUGUUAAAAUUUAAUAUAUAAGUUCAAUUAUAUGUAUAAAAUUCAAUUUUUUUUAAUGUUUUUUUUUUGAUUUAUAAAAAUGUUCAAUUAUGAAAAUAAAAAUAAAAAUAAAUUAUUUUGAUUGCUUU
Molecule: messenger RNA, 1129 nt
Organism: Caenorhabditis elegans
Lineage: Eukaryota; Metazoa; Nematoda; Chromadorea; Rhabditida; Rhabditidae
Gene: srsx-16
Product: G-protein coupled receptors family 1 profile domain-containing protein
Exons: 6
Coding region: 59-1015 (318 amino acids)
Biological process (GO): signal transduction; G protein-coupled receptor signaling pathway
Cellular component (GO): membrane
Molecular function (GO): G protein-coupled receptor activity
Source: RefSeq, marked reviewed